This is a messenger RNA of Talaromyces marneffei, 1641 nucleotides long. RefSeq lists its product as uncharacterized. Gene Ontology annotation, molecular function: oxidoreductase activity, acting on paired donors, with incorporation or reduction of molecular oxygen; monooxygenase activity; iron ion binding. The transcript is spliced from 3 exons. The record is from RefSeq and is a predicted model, not a curated record. NCBI's taxonomy places the organism in Eukaryota, Fungi, Ascomycota, Eurotiomycetes, Eurotiales, Trichocomaceae. Bases 1 to 1641 code for a protein of 546 amino acids.
AUGGGAUCCUUCCAGACACCUCCUCUCGGUGACACUGUACCUGUGGCUGCACCUGUGGCUGCAGCGUCAGCAAUGACCACAAUGAUCGCCUUCGUCGCCGUUGGUGCUACUGCCGCUUGCAUCACCCUCGUUAUCUAUCGCCUAUUCUUCAGCCCGUUGGCGCUGGCAGGGGUUCCUGGCCCCAAAAUUGCGGCCAUCACGGCUUGGUAUGAAUUCUAUUGGGAUUGCAUGCAGCAGGGCCAAUAUUUGUUCAAAAUUGAGCAGAUGCACCAAAAAUAUGGCCCCAUCGUACGCAUCAAUCCGUGGGAGGUUCACAUCCAGGACCCCUCGUACUGGGAUGUCAUCUACACCAACAACAAAAUCGACAAACAUGCCUGGUUCUACCGCGCCUUUGGCGACAACAGAGGCACCGUCGGCACGGGGCCAUGGGACCUCCAUCGUCGGCGUCGGGCAGCCAUGGCCAAAUUCUUUUCCGCUGCCAACGUCGCCCGAUUAGAGCCCAAGGUUUUGGCAAGGGUGCAGAAACUGCUUGACCGGGUAGAAGAGUUUCGCCAGGCGGACGGCGGCCAAGCUGUCCUGCCCAUCUCGCAUGCAUUUCGCUGCUAUGCGACGGAUGUCAUUUCGGAUUAUGCAGCUCCACAUACGAGGGACUUCUUGAGUUCGCCGGAUUUCUCGGCGACUUUCAAUCAGGUGUUGAGAGAUUUUUCUGAGAUUAUGCUCUGGCAUAGGCAUUUUCCCAUUGUGUUCCCCAUCUUUGGCGCAAUACCGCGCUGGCUGAUUUCCAUGAUGGAUUCAACGGGCGCUCAGAUUGCGGUUCUGGAUAAUCAGGCUAGCCUGCUUAAACAAGCGCAGAUAGUGAUAGCUACUAAAGGCAUUCCACGGGAGAAAUCAUCGCCUACUGUUCUGGAUGCCAUCUAUACAUCCAGGGUGAUCGGUCCCGAGGAAAAGACUCUACCACGCAUGAUGGCAGAAACACAGGCUCUUCUCGGUGCUGGAACCGAAACUACCGGCAACACCUUGUCAAAUUUAGUUUAUAACGUCCUAUCCAGCAAGUCAAUUCGAAACAAGCUAACAACAGAGCUCGAGAAAGCGACACCAACAACGAAGUCGCAAUCUGACUUGCUUGACUACAAGACUUUAGAGAAACUGCCCUACCUACAAGCAUGUAUCAAGGAAGCUCUCCGGCUAGGCAUGGGCGUCGUCGGCCGUCUCCCUCGCGUCAACCAAAACGAAUCAAUGACCUACACCACAAAACCAACAUCUGACUCCGACUCCGAACCAAAAACAUACACUUUCCCACCUGGAACUGUUCUGUCAAUGUCCAUAAUUGACAUGCACCUAAACAGCGAUAUCUUCCCCGAACCCCGCCGCUUCCAUCCCGAACGCUGGCUCGACUGCUCUCCAACCCAUCUCCGACAAAUGGAGAAAUCAUUCGUGCCCUUCGGUAGAGGCAUGAGAGGCUGUUUGGGCAUUGAACUAGCCAAAGAAGAACUAACCCUCAUGGCAGGCAAUCUAUUCAGAUGGUUUGGAAAGAAUCUCGAAUUGUUUGAGACGUCGGAGAGGGAUGUUAGUAUUGCGCAUGACUAUUUUGCGCCGUUUGGGCCAAAGGAUAGUAAAGGAGUCAGGGUUGUAGUUCGUUGA